Hypanus sabinus (Atlantic stingray) is the source of this 3560-nucleotide messenger RNA. RefSeq names its product fibronectin type III domain containing 4a (gene fndc4a). NCBI's taxonomy places the organism in Eukaryota, Metazoa, Chordata, Chondrichthyes, Myliobatiformes, Dasyatidae. The coding region runs from base 1017 to 1682 and encodes 221 amino acids. The record is from RefSeq and is a predicted model, not a curated record. The transcript is spliced from 6 exons. Gene Ontology annotation, molecular function: protein binding.
CACUUUUAUUUUUAAAAAAGAACAGAUGUUGCUGCUGAUGUGCCUGGUAUUGCAGCUCUGAACUGCACCACCAAUCUCCCGCUCUCUUCAUCUGUUUCGGGCACUAGUAUACAGAUGGCAAUACUCCACUGGAAUGUAGCGUUCCUCUAUGCUGCAAGAAGUUGUCGAAAGGCGAAGGUUAUUUCAGCUUUCCAAUAUCUGCAGGUUUAGAGAGCUUUCUGGAGACUAUUUUACCAUUGAUUCUGCGUUGAGGGCGGCAUUCCUUACAAGUGAUGGCAGCAGCAACUGAGCUGGAACCUGCCGCUCCGUCAUCUUUCUCCCACCAGAGAGGAAAACUUGGCAAAUGAAGUCCCCGCCGCCUGCGCUCGCACACUCCCUCCCGCGGCCGCUCGGACUGCGGUGUCAGGACCCUGUCCGCGACCGUUCACUGGCCGCAGUGAAGUGAGCCCGUUCCCACCAACCAAUCGCUGCCAGCGGCGGGCGGGCUUUCCCGGCGCUUCUCCCUCAUUUCACGUAGCGAGGGAAGUUUCAGCUGUCACCGAGGAGCCGCCGGCUUAUCUUUAUUACCUCUCCGCGCUGGAAAGGGUCGCGUUUAUCUCUCCCGUUCCAGCAGCAAGGCGAGAGACCCCCCGCUGUGUAUCCAACUCCCACGUGAAUGACUCGCCUUGCGUUGAGCGACCCCCCCGGUCUCUGGACGCCUCCUGAAUCCGCCAACCGGCACCAUGUCAUUUGUCAACGGCGAAACCUGAUCAGAGAAGGCUAGUUGCUCUCGCUGUCUCCAUUGCUCCCGCUCCUAACCUGGCGAACUUUGCACACCUCGGCUGCCGUGCCCCAGCCCCGGCCCUGAGCUCAGGAAUUGAGGACCUCUCACCCGAUCCAAUGGGAGACAGCGAGAGAAUUAUUUCCCGUUUCCAGCUCUCUUCCGAGAUGUGUUCGUAGACCCGGAGCCAGGAUUGUUUUCAUGUGUCACUCGGAACCGCUGGACAAACCGUGUGUAUUCUAUUUGGACGUCCGGGAUGGCACAGUUCCCUUUGUAUUUGAACUCCGCAAUGCUGGUGCUGUUUAGCUGCGAAUUCCGCCUGGUGACAGCAACUGAUAGACCACCAGCUCCUGUGAAUGUCACUGUCAGUCACCUGAAGGCCAACUCAGCCAGUGUAUCCUGGGAUGUUCCUGAAGGAGAUGUUAUCAUAGGUUAUGCAAUAUCACAACUGCGAAAAGAUGGUCAGAUGCAAAGGUCAAUCCGUGAAGUGAAUACAACGAACCGGGCAUGUGUGCUGUGGGACUUAGAGGAAGACACAGAGUACGUGAUCCAAGUUCAGUCAAUUGGCCUGAACGGGGAAAGCCGGGCCAGCAAGCGUGUCCAAUUCAGAACUCUAAAGGAAACUGAUUGGGUGCCAUCAAAUAGCUCGAACAAAGAUGACCCGACAGUGCAGGAAAUGAAUAGAAACAUGCCGCUACAGACGGGAGAAAUGAUCAUUAUCGUCACAGUCCUGAUCAUGUGGGCAGCUGUUAUAGCUCUCUUCUGCAGACAGUAUGACAUCAUUAAAGACAACGACUCAAACAACAAUAAGGAAAAGGCUAAGCCGUCGUCAGAGCACAGCACCCCAGAGCGUCCAACGGGCGGAUUAAUGCGUAGCAAGUUCCAAAAUAACACGCCAGCCAUUAACAUCAUCGAAGUUUGAUUCCUGCAGUAUGGCACCGUAGAUGGAGCAACAACACAGAAGACUGAAGGACCGUUGUCUAAAUCUUAUUUAUCCAUACUUUGCAUUUUAACACCAGUUCUUUAUGCCUGAAAGCAUGUCGUAGCCAAGAGUUUCUUCCCUCAGAGAUAUCUGCAUGGAGACUGAAGCCAUGCAUGUGGGAAUCCUUCUCCAAUACAAAGGACCAUCAAAGGUGACCUGUGCAGACAUUAACCAGGUCACAGGGACUUGCAGUAGCAGCCCGGCACUAAAUUCUGCUCUGCCGGCUUCAGAGCACUCCACUCCCUAUAUAUCCAGAUUUGAUUUGUUGGUCUGCCAACUCAUGGAUGAGUCCUUUCUUUAUCAAAGGGGAGUCAACUGCCGGGAAGGUCAGCUUAUAGGGUCACAAUAGCAGGAAGGUGAUCAGUUAUAAAAUAACGCUGCUUCAUUGUGAAGUCAGAGUGUUCCCAUGAACCCACUAGAAUAAAAAGAUGAGGGAGCACCAGUACAGUGUGUCUGAGAUGAAAUUUUGAGACUUUUUUAAAUGUGCCAAUGACACUCGAAUUGAUCAUAUGUCUAUCAAUCUGAUCUGAGAUCUUAAGCUAAGAUUCUAAGUCAAGUCACAUAAAGAGUGUUGCCUCUGGUUGGUAUUGAAAUUGAAUACAUUUACAGCUUAUUUUUUUAAUUGCUAUAGGAUUCAAUGCAAACUCAGAUCCACACAUGUACAGUACUGUGCAAAAGACUUAUGGCACAUAUAUGUAUAGCUUGGACAGUACUGUACUUGUCAAUAUGGAGCGGAGAGCAAGUUUGUAAAUCUGGUGGGAGCAAAAGGUGUUGAGAAUGGUAAGGGUGGAGCACCAUGGGAUGGGUGUGGGACAAGUGGCAGAGAAGGAGUGGUGGCAGAGAAGGUGGCACAAGUGGAGACACACCCAGCCCUCAGACACCAGACAAGGUAAUUUGAUUACAAACAAUUGGUUAACUGAUCACUACAGACAAGGUAAUUUGAUUACAAACAAUUGAUUAACUGAUCACUACAGAAGGUCUCUCUGGUGCUUCCCCAUCCUCUCUUCUCCCUUCCCCUUUUGCCAACCACACUCCCUGCCCCCUUCCCACUCCCAGCCCACCAUAGAGAACCAUAUCAGAAUCAGGUUUAUCAUCACUCACAAAUGUCAUGAAAUGUGUUUUAUUUUUGCUGCAGCAGCAGUACAGUCCAAUACAUUACAGUGUGACAUAACUGUGCAAAAGUCUCAGGCACCCUAGCUGUAUGUAUGUGCCUACGAUUUCUGCACAGUACUGUACAUCCAUGUUAUAUGAUGCAUCAGUUUCACCCUGAUUAGCUCCACUUUUGUAAAAUAACAUUGUUAUUUCAUUAACAUUCAACCAUUAUGUUGAUUGGUAAUAUUCCCAACAGAGAGAUUAACCAUGAAAGAGAAACAGGUUUCUCUUUACUAAUGGAGCUAGGGCUCUCAUUUAUACCAUGGUGAGAACUCAAUAUUAAUGUACUCAUUACAAUAUAACACUCCGUGUAAUAAUAUGAUUGUAAUUAGAACUAGUAGAAUUGAUUGAGAAAAAUGUUACCAACUUCUGAAUUUUUGAAGAGUUUGCUGCUUUAAAUUUAAAGAGGAAAUUUGCUAAUCUGUUCAAAUGUUUCUCAAUGGAGGUGGAUUUCUAUUUAUUUUGAUUGCAGAGCCAAAGAUAGCAAUAUCCUGUGCAAGGGAUGAAAUGCCUGAUAUUGUGAAUUAUUUUAUAUGCCAUGCCUGUGGAGUAAUGGAAAAUGAAGUGAAUGGAAUAUUAUGUCAAAGUGAUCGUACUUUUCCAAGUGUCAGCAAUUACAAUGAAUUAAUAAUGCAAGCUGAACUAAAAAUUCCUUUGCUCUUCUGA